This is a messenger RNA of Mustela erminea (ermine), 1289 nucleotides long. RefSeq names its product serine/arginine repetitive matrix protein 3-like. The transcript is spliced from 3 exons. The record is from RefSeq and is a predicted model, not a curated record. Lineage: Eukaryota; Metazoa; Chordata; Mammalia; Carnivora; Mustelidae. Bases 1 to 861 code for a protein of 286 amino acids.
AUGGCUACGAGGAGCAGGAGGCCUGGCCAGGAGCCCCCAGGGAGCCGAGGUCACUCCCACAGAAAUUACAAAGGGAUGAGCCCCAAGGCACCCCUGCGCUUUGCAGAGAAAGGAGAAGAUCCAGGCUCCCGUGAAAGCCAGAGGAAGGACGGCAUCGUGGAGACCAGACAGGGCUCGUGGGGCACAGGAGGGACCAGGGUCAGACUUGGAGCCUCCUCUAGUCUCCUGGAGCCUAGAAUCCAGACCACUCACUCCUCUCCUCUCUCUCCACCCACAGCCAUCACCAGGCAGAGCCAGGUGGCCCAGGGCUCCAGGCACAAGCGAUGGAGAAGCCCGGAUGGCUCCCUUGACAAGCCCCACAGAGAAAAUGGACAGUGGGAGGAGCAGGGCAGGGGAGGACCAUGGCCAGCCCAAAGGAGGAGAGAGGAGCAGCAGGCUGACUGUGCUGGAGAAGGACGUCCUGGCAGAACAGGUGCUGCUGCCCACUCUCUGUGGCGCCUCAAGGGCAGGAGGACCCGGCCCAGAUCGCCAGUGAGGACCCCCCGCCGCAGACGGCGCCCGGACAGCCGCGAGGCCCGUCCCGCCUCCCCGAAGCGCCGCCGCCGCCACCUGGAGCCGGAGGCGCGCGAUCCCCUGGCGGCGGUGACCAGCAGACUCUGGCGCCGGGUGGGCGCGCUGGAGGUGGCGCUGGACGAGCUGCGGGCUCCGGGGGGAGCCUUCCUGCCUGGGCCCUCCCGCCGCACGCCACCCUCGGCCUCGCAGCGCGCCUGGCUCGCCUGGCAGCUGGCGCACGCGGGUGCGACCCUGCACUGGGCGGCCGCCCGGCUCUACGCCCUGCUGGCCGCGCAGCCCGAGCCUUAGGGGCGCACCGCGCGCUCGCCUCCCCGCCGGCCGUCCCUGCCGCGAGCGGGUCGGAUGGGGGCGCCCCUCGCCGGGACAGACGUCCCUGGCCGCCCGGUGCGCACCGGCACCCCCAGCUCGCCACCAGCCUGGCCCAGACCCGCGGGUGCGCGGAACGGGUUUCUGUCGGACAGCAGCUCCGCGGCCACCGGCCCCAGCUCAGGACACCGGCCAGGUGUCCCGAAGACACCCUGCGAGGGUGAGCCGUCAGAGUGAAACCCUUCUGUGCCUCUGGUGGCCUCCGAUCGCUGGAGGGACGGGAUUGGUGCUUUCUGGUCCCUCGGCGUAUCCCUGUUUUAGCCGAAAAAUAAAACACACGUGUCCUUUUUGGGGGGAGGGGAGCUGCUGGAGACCGGGUUUCUUGAGGACGAAGCUUGAGAAGCUUAAAC